Phasianus colchicus (ring-necked pheasant) is the source of this 4899-nucleotide messenger RNA. Lineage: Eukaryota; Metazoa; Chordata; Aves; Galliformes; Phasianidae. The record is from RefSeq and is a predicted model, not a curated record.
AAUUUCUCGAAGGUGCGGCGGGGCCGGGGAGCGGGACGUGGGGCGGGAGCGGCGGGUCCUUAACGCCGCCAUGAAUCACAAGAGCAAGAAACGGAUCCGCGAGGCGAAGCGCAGCGCCCGGCCCGAGCUGAAGGACUCGUUGGAUUGGACCCGGCACAACUACUGCGAGACCUUCCCGCUCAGCCCCGCUGCGUGCAAGGAUAACGUGGAGCGGGCAGAUGCUCUCCAGCUCACUGUGGAGGAGUUUGUGGAGCGUUACGAAAAGCCCUACAAGCCCGUGGUCCUGCUGAACGCCCAGGUGGGCUGGUCUGCACAGGAGAAGUGGACUCUGGAGAGGCUGAAACGCAAAUACAGGAACCAGAAGUUCAAAUGCGGGGAGGACAAUGAUGGUUACUCUGUGAAGAUGAAGAUGAAGUACUACAUUGAGUACAUGGAAACCACGCGUGAUGACAGCCCGCUGUACAUAUUUGACAGCAGUUAUGGAGAGCAUCCCAAGCGCAGGAAACUCCUGGAGGACUACAAAGUACCCAAGUUCUUCACUGAUGAUCUGUUUCAGUAUGCGGGGGAGAAACGAAGGCCACCUUACAGGUGGUUUGUGAUGGGCCCACCUCGUUCUGGAACAGGAAUUCACAUCGACCCCUUGGGAACCAGCGCGUGGAACGCCUUGGUGCAGGGACACAAGCGUUGGUGCCUCUUCCCCACCAGCACUCCCAGAGAGCUGAUCAAAGUGACACGGGAGGAGGGAGGUAACCAGCAGGAUGAGGCCAUCACGUGGUUCAAUGUCAUAUACCCGAGGACACAGCUUCCCACCUGGCCUCCUGAAUUCAAACCCCUGGAAAUCUUGCAGAAGCCAGGAGAGACUGUUUUUGUACCAGGUGGUUGGUGGCACGUAGUUCUCAACCUGGACACAACGAUUGCCAUCACACAGAACUUUGCCAGCUGUACCAACUUCCCUGUGGUGUGGCACAAGACAGUGAGAGGGAGACCCAAAUUAUCACGAAAGUGGUACAGGAUCUUAAAGCAGGAGCAUCCUGACUUGGCAGCACUGGCUGAUUCGGUUGACCUACAGGAAUCUACUGGUAUUGCUUCCGAUAGCUCUAGUGAUUCUUCCAGCUCCUCGAGCUCCAGCUCCUCUGACUCUGAUUCAGAGUGUGACUCUGGCUCCGAGACAGAGGGGAUGAUGCAUCGGAGGAAGAAGAGGAGGACGUGCAGCAUGAUGGGGAACGGUGAUACAACUUCCCAGGAUGACUGCGUGAGCAAAGAGCGCAGCUCCUCCAGGAUUAGGGAAUCUUGUGGAGGCCGCAGUUACCCCUGAGAGAUAACAGCACCCACCCAGAGGCAGCUGCCCAUCGGAGCUCCGUUAGCAGCCAGCCAGCUCUGUCCUACCCCCCCCUUCUGCUCCUGCUCCUCACAAUCCUUUUUGGUCACUUUUCUUCAAUCCAAACAUCAGUCUUCAUUCUGUGCUGUUGAAGGUUGGCUCCUUACUAACUGAAAGGGGAAUGCCCCGACUACAUUCUCGUGCAAUGCUUUGUCCCCUCUGCGCCCCGAGUGAGUGCACUAAAAACCCAUCUGUGGGUAUGGACAUGCCAAGUAUUUAAUGGGUUGUGUAACUGGCGAGGAAGACAACGGUCAGUUUUUAAAGAACUUUUUAAAACCAGCAGGUAAACCUAGAAACCUGCCUUGCUUUGAUACUGUCUUAUGUUUACAUGUUGUCCUGUACACUUGAGGAAAGGAACACCAGCCCUUUGGCCCAGCGGGAUGGCGGCGGAGGUGGGAUGGAUGCUCCAAGCACUGAAGCCACUUCAGUGGAGUUGACUUCCCACCUGAAGCAUCUUUUGUGCUCUUAAUCUACACGUACAAGUUUGAAGUGCAUCCUAUUACCAGCCACGAUCCAUUUACCUUUGCUCUGUGCAGUGACAGAGAUGCACUAGCACCUUGCCAUAGGAAUCUCGAUGGAGCCAGAGAAUCCUGGAGUUUCUUGCACAGCAAAAAACAUGGGGGGAAAAGUCAGCAUUUGCCAGUAAUGACACUCCUUUAGGUGUAGGUGUGAUGUUCAGCACUGGGCAACAACUGACAAAUCUGACUCUUACGUAGCAACAACAGUUGCUGGGCUUUAAAUACUGAGCAGUGGGGCCGUGGACUUGUUUGGGCCGGUGUGGUUCGUGUGUGUAAAUGGCUUUCCUUUGAGGCUAUGGCUUCAGAAAUGUAUAGAACGUACAGUGCCAAUUUUAAAGGACUGGGAGGGGGGCAUAUUGUUGUUUGAUGCUUUAUACAAAUGAAAUGUGAUGUUUUAAGUCUGUGUAGGUGCGUUUGUAUCAUGGCAGGUAAGCUCUCAUCCCCAAGGGAUUUGUUGGAUCUGCUGUUCCUUUCACAGGGGCUUGUGCUGGUAGUGUCAGCAAAGAGGUCUGUCUUGCUGGAGGCGUGCUGUGAGGAAGAGAUCCUUCUUUUCUACCUGCACAGUGCAGCCAGGAGCUGGCUGUGUUGGGAUGCUUCCUUGAGUGCUCUCCUGAGGCCCAGGAGGUGGUGUUACAUCUCACAUCAGCCAUUCUUUGAGAGAGGGAGGCUGAAAGCACAAGUGAUGUGCAUGUACUAAUCCUGCAUUGAUGCCCAGAACUGGUAGCUGAACUAAAAAGCAGAUUGGCAGCCUUAACUGUUGUAUCUGCUGGGUUUGAUGGUAGCUGGAAUGUUGGAUUUUAUUUAUUUUAACCCUGUCACUCUCCUGUUUAAACACUCUCUCCCUUCUUGGAGAUUGGGCUGGGUCUUGUUGUGCAAGGGAACCUGAACUACAUUUGGCAGGAACUCAGCUUCUGAAAUUCCAGUACCAGUCAGUUAAUGUAGGAGCAGUGUGUUGGUGAGGAGGGAGAGAAGGUUUGUUGGUGUUCUCCUUAGCUGUCCAGACCCCUGAAUUUCUUCUAGUAACAGACAUAAGUGCACAUGGAUAUGUGUGCUCUGUAGGGCACUGCAGAUUAUUCCAGAUUACUUCACUUUGAAGCAAACUUCCCAAACUAGUAGCGUUUCUGCCCAGGGUUGCCUUUUAUUUCAAGCUCAGUUGAACAGCCAGGAGUCUGCACAACCCAUGUAGUCCUCAGAGAGAGCAGGCUGCAGCUGCUGCCUUUGGAAGAAUGGAGUGUGCUGUGUUUGAGGAGGCUGCCUGCCCUCCUCGGUGCUGCACAGUUGCUUUGUAUGGAAGGUGCUGCACAGUUGCUUUGUAUGGAAGGUGCUGCACGCUCUGGCUUGCUGUUGUGUUUGGCAUGCAGAGAUCAGCUUUGCCAUCUUAAAGUCUUACACGUGCAGGAUAGGCCAAGCGCUGCUCCACCAGAAGCACAGCAGGGAAGAUCCAAAGUGCAGAGCAUUCUAUUCCUUCGUGCCUAUGAACUCUUCAUGGGGUGAAAUGAAGCAGUUUCUGCUUAAAGGCUGUGUUCAUUGAAGGUCCCUUACAGAAAGGCAGUGUUUGGAAUGAACCACCAACACCGCCAGCUCUGCGUGAUGGGAAGCAAAGCUGUGUGUGCAUUGGCUGCCUGGGAACUGGGACUGCUGGGAUCUCUGGUUCUUCCUCUUACAGGCUCUUGCCUCAACUGAGUUGGUGAGCUUCUGUCUUUGUUAAGAAGGGGCGAUACCUACCUCACAGGGGUGUUGUGAGGCUGAAACGUGAUUACUGUAUAAGAUGCUCUGACUUCCUUCUCCUAUGAGUUUUCCAGCAAUACUGAGCAAACUGAGGCUUCCUAACCAGGUGUUAGCUCUUCCUAACAGAAAACAUUUGGGAUGUUGUGCAGCACUUUUGGCCACCUGGUUUUCUCUGGUAGUCCUUCCAGAAUUGCUGCGUGGUGCAUAAAUUGAGGCAGAAUGAGGCUUUUUGUCUGGCCAGAAUUUAACGUUUGGCAUUUUGUCGCUUGCUCUAAGCAGGAGGUUCUGCUAUUUUGCUAGAUCAGGAUUUAAAAAUAAUAAUAAAUGAAGUGGGUAAGUUAACUCUGAUCAGGGCGUUGGCCUUACAGGAAGAAGGGGAUGUUCUCCAGGCCCCUUCCAUGCCAGAGCAUAACUUAGAAGCUGCUCCUUGUGCCUGGAUCCGUGCGUGUGGGAGGCUGGCUGGGGAGCACGUGUGUGCUCUUGCUUCUCCACACUUGUGCUCCUUGCAGCAUUGAUGUUCCUCCUAACCCCACUGCUUCUGCCUACUGUAGAGCCAUGGAUGUAGCAGACCCAGCCAGCCCCUCGUUUCCCUGAGCCCCACAGCAGCUCUGCUCAGCCCCGUGCUCAGCCUGUUCCAUUGGGGCUGCUGGCAGCUGUGUGCUGGUUUGGGCCGGGCUUCUUGGUGUUGUGCCUGCCCUGCCAAAGGGAAGGGAGCUGUGAGCUCUGCUCCCCGAUGCAGGCCUGUCUGCUCUGGGGGUUCAGGAGUAAAUUAAUGCCCCUUCAGAACUGUGGCGCACACAGCUCAGCACCUGCUGCUGCACAGUGCUUGGGGACAGGUGAUGCUGAGGAGGUGCUGGCACACAAACCUCCCUCCCCUUUGCAGCUUGGGUGGGCUGGCUCUGUGUUGUCUUCUCAGUUACGUGCUUGGAAGGAAGACAACAACUUCUUUCAUAAUAAACCCAGAGCCUUUUCCUCCUCCAAUCCCCAGCCAUUGUGGGGUGGAAAGCGAGACUGCUGACUGAAUCAGCUGAGAUGCAUGUGUGUGCUAAUCUAAUAGAAAUAAACGUUGCAAUAGGAAGGUUUUGGCAUUCCUCUUGCAAAGGAAGGAAGGAAGAAGCAAACUGAUCCAUUCAGCAGUCUGCCUGAGCCCCCAGCCUUGCCACUGCCAUCAGCUGCUUUUAUGGCCCCGUCCAGCAGAGCUGGGAUACUCUUAACUGUCUCGUUUGGAUGAUUGUGGUUUUGCUUUUUAUUUGAAAUAAAAUCAAUUAUUUUGCA